AUGAGUCUGGACGAGGACGCCCGCUGGCUGGAGUGGGUCACCAGGCAGUUCCAGAGCAUCGCAGGAGACAACAAGGAAAUCGACCUCCAGGAGUUCAAAACGGCUCUGAAGGUCAAAGAAUCGUUCUUCGCCGAGCGGUUCUUCGCUCUGUUCGACUCGGACGGCUCCAGCUCCAUCAGCCUGGACGAGCUGCUCGAAGCUCUGGAGCUUCUGAUCCACGGCAGCGAGACCGACAAGCUCAAGUUCCUGUUCCAGGUGUACGACGUGGACGGCAGCGGCUCCAUCGACCCAGAUGAGCUCAGAACGGUUUUAAAGUCGUGUCUGCGCGAGAGCGCCAUCUCUCUGCCGGAGGAGAAGCUGGACGACCUGACGCUGGCGCUGUUCGAGUCGGCUGAUAAAGACAAGAGCGGCGCCAUCACCUUCGAGGAGCUGAAGGCGGAGCUGGAGACUUUUCCAGAGGUGAUGGAGAACCUCACCAUCAGUGCUGCUAACUGGUUGAAACCUCCUGACGUGGAAGAGAAGAAGCGGCGUCAUACCCCUCGCUACCUGACGAGGGCGUACUGGCAGAACAACAGUCGGAAGCUGUUCUUCCUCUGCGUCUACGCCGGCCUCAGUCUGACGCUGUUCGUCGGCGCCAUGCUGCAGCACAGCCACGGGGGGGCGUGGCUGAUGGUUGCCAAGGGCUGCGGACAGUGUCUCAACUUCAACUGCACCUUUGUCAUGGUGCUGAUGCUGCGGCGCUGCCUCACGUGGCUGAGGACCACCUGGCUGCUGAGGGUCCUCCCCCUGGACCAGAACAUCCUCCUGCACCAGAUCGUGGGUUACAACAUCCUGUGCUACACGCUGGUUCACACCACCGCACACGUCUUCAACUUCGUGCACCUGUCUCCGAGCAGUGGCUUCAGCGUGUGGGAGUACCUGCUGACCACGCGGCCGGGGGUGGGCUGGGUGCACGGCUCCGCCUCCCUGACCGGCCUGGUGCUCCAGCUGGUCAUCUGCCUCAUGGUGCUCUGCUCCAGCACCUUCGUACGCCGCAGCGGACACUUUGAGGUGUUCUACUUGUCUCACCUGUCCUACGUGUGGGUGUGGUCUCUGCUCCUGGUUCAUUGUGCAAACUUCUGGAAGUGGUUCGUGGUCCCGGGACUGGUCUUCGUGCUGGAGAAGAUCGUGGGAAUCGCAGUUUCUCGUAUGGGCGGUCUCUACAUCGUGGAGGUCAUCCUGCUGCCGUCCAAGGUCACUCACCUGGUCAUCAAACGUCCUCAGUUCUUUCAUUUCAAACCUGGAGAUUACGUCUACGUCAACAUUCCCGUCAUCGCUAAGUACGAGUGGCACCCGUUCACCAUCAGCAGCGCCCCGGAGCAGGGGGACGCUCUUUGGCUGCACAUCCGGUCGAUGGGUCAGUGGACCAACCGCCUGUACGAGUACUUCCGGCGCCCGGAGAGCGAGGCGCCCGGGCCCCAGCGGCUGGCCACGAGCCUGAGGAACCGCCGGCAGCGCAGCGCCCAGAUUUCUGCCAAGUUCGGUGAAAAUCACCGGUUCUGCAACAUCAAGUGUUAUGUAGACGGACCGUAUGGGACCCCCACCCGACAGAUCUUUGCCUCGGAGCACGCUGUCCUGAUCGGCGCCGGCAUCGGCAUCACGCCCUUCGCUUCCAUCCUGCAGAGCAUCAUGUACCGAUACAGACGCAGGAAACAGAACUGUCCCAGCUGCAGCUACUCGUGGUGUGAAAACGUAAAGACAUCUGUUUGGAUCCUGCAGGUCGACUUCAUCUGGAUCAACAGAGACCAGAAGUCUUUUGAAUGGUUCGUUAGUUUACUGACCAAACUGGAGAUGGACCAGGCUGACGAGGAGCCGGAAGGACGGUUCCUGGAGAUGCACAUGUACAUGACGUCAGCGCUCAGUAAGAAUGACAUGAAGGCCAUCGGCCUGCAGAUGGCGCUGGACCUCCUGGCCAAGAAGGAGAAGAGAGACUCCAUCACUGGGCUGAGGACCAGAACCCAGCCUGGGAGACCUGAGUGGGGGAAGGUGUUUCAGAAAGUGUCCGAGGAGAACAAGGGGAAAGUCCACGUGUUCUACUGCGGCUCGCCGGCGCUCGCCAAACUCAUCAAGGCUCAGUGUGAACACUUCGGAUUCAACUUCUACAAGGAGAACUUCUGA
This is a messenger RNA of Limanda limanda (common dab), 2157 nucleotides long. It is a transcript of the gene nox5, whose product is annotated as NADPH oxidase, EF-hand calcium binding domain 5. NCBI's taxonomy places the organism in Eukaryota, Metazoa, Chordata, Actinopteri, Pleuronectiformes, Pleuronectidae. Gene Ontology annotation, cellular component: plasma membrane; NADPH oxidase complex. Gene Ontology annotation, biological process: defense response; superoxide anion generation. The coding region runs from base 1 to 2157 and encodes 718 amino acids. The transcript is spliced from 15 exons. The record is from RefSeq and is a predicted model, not a curated record. Gene Ontology annotation, molecular function: superoxide-generating NAD(P)H oxidase activity; calcium ion binding.